Molecule: messenger RNA, 1501 nt
Organism: Puntigrus tetrazona (Sumatra barb)
Lineage: Eukaryota; Metazoa; Chordata; Actinopteri; Cypriniformes; Cyprinidae
Product: regulatory factor X-associated protein
Exons: 3
Coding region: 255-827 (190 amino acids)
Biological process (GO): regulation of transcription by RNA polymerase II
Cellular component (GO): nucleus
Source: RefSeq, a predicted model, not a curated record
GGCCAUCGCGCUUUUGUUUUUGUCUUGACAGGAGUCCUUCACGACUCCUAUUUUUCAGUUUUUAUAUAUUUAUUGAGUUACUUGUAUGUACAAACUGGGAUUUUUUUUUUUAAUAACAAUAAUAUAAAAAUCAGCCUGAUGUAAAAAUAUUAGCUCAUUUAUUCUAUGCCGAGUUCACAAAAAGGCAAGUUUGGUAGGCUCAUAAGGGGUCGGAUGACAGGCGAGCGUUUUAAGUUUGACUCUAAAAGGACAAAAUGAGCGACAGCGUACAUCUCAGUUUAGCAAACACGGGUAAAGACGGGCAAACCUUGGCAGCCGCGGACAGCAUCGACCAGGACCAGGAGAGCUUUGCGUACGACGCGGAAGAUCCGGGCGAAGAAAGCGACGCUCCGGAGGCGAGAGACGGCGCGGUCAGCCCGGAGGAGCUCAACGACGACGAGACGUCCGGAGAGAGCGAGAACGUGCCCAAGACCUGCAUCUAUGACGGCUGCACCGAGACCACGACGCAGGUGGCCAAAGCCAGGAAGCCCUGGAUGUGCAAGAAACACAGGAAUAAAAUGUACAAGGACAAGUAUAAGAAAAAGAAAAGCGACCAGGCCAUGUCGUCGGGAAAACUAGACGAGGGUUCGGAGGAGAGGCCUGUAUCUGUUACUAAGCAACGGCUGGGUACCAUGGGAGACAGACCCGCCAGACCGUCCCUCAUUGAGCAGGUGCUGAACCAGAAGAGACUGUCCCUGCUGAGGAGUCCAGAAGUCAUCAGUUUUCUCCAGCAGCAGCAGCGUUUACUGACCACACAGAAUCGAGCUCAAACACAGCACAACUACUGAAGACGUUUUACUCAUUCUGUCAACGAUUUAAUGCAGACACAUUUUCAAUGACAUUUUUUACAAAUGGAAGUUUUCCAUACUCCUGUGAGAACCGUGAGCAUCUGUGACCUACAGCCAUCCUCGAAGGUGUGGAGACUAUCGACUAAAAACUUGGAUAUCCGACAAGGAUCUGAUUGAUCUGAAGUACUUCUGUCAUCAUCAAGCUCUUUAGCUGCAACAUCUACCAUUCGUCAACCCCCCUGUCUUUUAGGUUUUUUAAAUUGUCGAUAGAAAACAUAAAAUGGCAGCUGAUAUCAAAACAAAAAUGUUGGCGAUCUUAAUCUAAUCUGUAAUAUUGUCACCAACGAAAGCUAGAUUUUAGUUCCACCUUUUUUGCCACAUCUUGACCACAUCUGAAAGUAACAUGCAAACAGAAUUGUUCAUCGGCUUUAUUAUUAUUUUAAACAUUGCUGAAGGCGUUCCAAUGAAGUUUUAUCAAUCUUGUGCAGUUUUCAGCUUUAAAAGCAUUAAUACUUAUGGAUUUUUUAGGUCGGAAAAUAAACAGGCACAAAUAAAUGAUUUUUUUUUUGUAUUACAAGAACACGAAAACUAACGCAAAUGAAAAACAACAUGAAAUGUUAUGGAAGAUACAUAUUAGUCAAAAUAUGACACGAAUAAAACAUCUCCUGAUCAAG